AUGUCUGCCUUUGUUGAGUCAAUUGCUACAGUUCCCUGGCUAUGGCUGGGGAUACUCGGUGCUGCCACCGUGCUGGCAUACCAAAAAUGGUUCGGCUCGAAACUGGAUAUUCCUCAUAUUGGCCCAAAGCCAACGCUGCUGGGAAAUACGUCCCAAGGUGAAUUCUACCAGAGGAGUGUUGAAAUGGUCAAUGAGGGAUAUGCCAAGUACAAAGAUUCAUUAUAUUAUAUAUGGACGACCAACAUGGAUCGGUUGAUGAUACCUGCAAAGUACAUGAGCGACUUCAAUCAGGUGCCGCGCAGCCACCUCAAGUUGACGGCCACCGUGCGAUAUUCGGGCAAAUAUACAGGAAUGGACAUUGCAGAUGAAGGCAUGCUCGGAUACGAUGUGUGUGCUGGUCCAUUGUCGCAGAAUAUUGGUCGACUGGCACAGCCAGUUUACGAUGAGAUCGUACAUGCACACCAAGGCAAAGUCAGUGAGGCAAAAGAUGUCAAUGGAGUAUAUACGGUCCCCAUGUACUAUACCAUCCUAGAAGUCGUCACCGCCUCGACCGCUCGCAUGUUUGUCGGACCUGAUCUGUGCAGAGACCCGGAAUGGCUGUCGACAGUCAGUGGCUACACAGGCGACAUAGGUGCUGUGGUGAGCGACCUCCGAAAACACUACAAGUUCCUGCAUCCCAUCAUUGCGCCUCGGCUCGAGUCGUACAAGCAGCUUCAACGGCGAUUCGGCAAGAUCUGUGAAAUUCUUCUCCCGAUAUUCGAGCAGCGUCGAAAGACGGACAGUAUGGAGCACGCGGACAUGAUUCAGUGGUUGAUCGAUACGGCCAAGGGCCCUGAUACGGAUAGUACUCGACUGGCCAAGAGAAUGCCGUUUCUGAACAUGGCUGCUAUCCAUUCGACGGCCCACACCACGGUAAAUGUUAUUCUGGAUCUGUGCCAACACCCGGAGUAUAUCCAGCCCAUACGAGAGGAAAUAGUUGAGGCUAUCAAAGCACACGGUAUCAUCAAAGCUUCUACUCUCGCGAGCCUGAAGAAACUGGAUAGUUUCAUGAAAGAAAGCCAGCGUCUGAGCCCGAUGGAUUUGAUGCUAUUCAAUCGCCAAGUCACCAAGCCGGUGACUCUAUCCAACAAUAUCACCAUUCCCAAGAAUACCUUCAUCUCGAUGCCUAUCUACCCCAUGUGCAGAGACCCCGAACGGUACCCCGACCCCGAGACCUUCGACGGAUACCGAUUCUACAAACUACGCCAGAUCAAAGAAGAAGCCCGGUACCAGUUUGCUGCAUCCGACAGGGAUGGACCGGCGUGGGGAUUUGGCAAAUUUGCCUGUCCUGGUCGAUUCUGGGCGGCAGCGCAGGUAAAACUGGUGGUGAUGGCAUUGCUCGUGCAGUAUGAUAUUGCAUAUCCUGAAGGUCAGACAGAUCGACCGGGAGAUGUUAUACUAGGCGAGAAGCGGACUCCGGAUCGGACGCAACAGAUGGUGUUGAAGAGGUUAGACCCGGCUCUGUCGCUGUGA
Messenger RNA from Aspergillus campestris IBT 28561, 1512 nucleotides. RefSeq names its product cytochrome P450. Lineage: Eukaryota; Fungi; Ascomycota; Eurotiomycetes; Eurotiales; Aspergillaceae. The transcript is spliced from 4 exons. The coding region runs from base 1 to 1512 and encodes 503 amino acids. Gene Ontology annotation, molecular function: heme binding; oxidoreductase activity, acting on paired donors, with incorporation or reduction of molecular oxygen; monooxygenase activity. The record is from RefSeq and is a predicted model, not a curated record.